This is a messenger RNA of Cylindrotheca closterium, 1170 nucleotides long. The record is from the annotation of a GenBank genome assembly. NCBI's taxonomy places the organism in Eukaryota, Bacillariophyta, Bacillariophyceae, Bacillariales, Bacillariaceae.
AUGUGCCGCCGUACCGAUAACAGUAUUGUCAGCGAAGUUGUAAAGGACGAAGAAGAUAUGAGCAAAUCUACCAUCGUCGCUAUUAUCGCAUUCUGCGGUGCUGUCACCGUCGCAUCGCUUGUUUCUGCCAUCUUGAUGGGCAACCGCCUUGCCGACACUGCCGUCGCAAAAACUUCUGCUGCUGCUGGUAGCCAACCAAACAUUGUCAUCAACACUGGAGGAGCCACCACUGGAUCCGCCGCGUCUGCUGCCAUGGAAAAUCUCUUUGCCAGACCCCCCCGUGCCGGUCCCAACGAGUGCGAAGGAAAGAAGAUUCAAAUCGAUAACGUUGACUGUUUGAUCGACGCCCUCGAGAAGGUCCUUCCUCAAGCUGGAGGAAACGUCACCAUGGGAUUCAAGGGUGAAAUGGUGGUCGGACACGAACCAAUCAAGACCCCAUACUUCCAAAACGACAUGUGCCCCGUCAAUGUCCAUUGGCACUUGGGAGCUGAGCAUCUUUCCGUCGGCGAAUUCGAUGAAAUGGGUGCCGGACCAAACACCAAACCAGGAGAUUUGCGCCGCAAGCUUGCCGGAGAUGAAGACGUCCGUGGUGGAUUCCGCUGCCACCACUACGACGAGAACGACGAAAAGUUCACCAAGGAAUACGACUGGAAGCACUGUGUUGGCAUGGAAGUUGGUGAGAGCUACGAAGUUCACUGGCCCCACUCUGCUGCCGGUGCAUGCGGAACCAUCAACCAAUACCAAACUCCUUUCUACGACGGUGUACUCUGCCGAGUUGAGGUUCUUGGCGACCUUUCCCGCCUUCCUCAACAAGUCGGUGUCCAAGGCCAAGUCUUCACCAUUGUCAACGACGAAGAUUAUUUCUACCCUGAUCUCAUGCGUGGAAUGAUCGUCGACGGUGAAAUGGGACAAGAAAUUACCAAGUACACUGGAUCGACCACCGGAACCAGCCGUGACAACGAAAUCUGCUCUGCCUACUCCCCAAUCACUUGGCAAGUUGACCGCAAGUGCCACAUGAUCUCCGCCUCGUCUUUCGACAAGAUGUGUGCCGACAUGAAGGCCCAACGUGAUGACAUGAGCGACGACCUUUACGCUCAUGGAUCCCGAGAACUUGUCGACAGCAAGUAUGUCGCCAACAACCAGCACAACCGUGCCCUUCGUGCCAACUAA